GAUAUACAUAACUCAACAAGUUGCGCAUCUCAUCACACUUUGCCCAAGAAACUGCCAGAAAAGUUCCUGUACAUAGAAUGACUGAUUAUUUGGGACUGAGUAACGUUUCGCUGGACGAUGCGAUGAUUCAGUAUGCGUACAAUGGGUAUGGUAUGGUCUACAUCGAACACGCUUGGAAAGAAUUUAAGGAGUUCUAUAAUUGCCAAGAAACGCCGACCGAAUUGUUUGACAGAUUUUGGGACGACAUUAUGCCGAACCUCAAAAAUUACGAAAUGAUACGGAAUGCACCUGUGAUUGCGGAGAGUUUAUCACGUAUUCAUAAUCCACGGACGUAUCCACCACGUCCUCCAAGAGUUCACGAUAAUGUAAAGGAGAUAUCGCUAUUCGAGUUCACAAAACAACAGAAUGAAGCAAUGGAACGAAAGAUGUUUAACGAUCCAAAGAUGUUGGCAUUGAAAACUCAUUGUCUCGAUUAUAUCAAUAAACUCCGAGCUGACCCACAUACUCAGCCUGAAAAGAAUCAAGUUCCAACGAACCGUGGAUCUUUGCACAUAAUAGAUCAAUCAGUAUUGGAACAACGUGUUCGGCCGUCGUCAAGCGAUUCCCGGGUUGAACGAAUGACUUGUAUAAGUCUUGAUUUAACAAGCAGCAGUUCUCCCGAGAUGGAUCAACCAACAAUAACACAUGUUCGACAAUCGUUAAUAGAUUCCGAUGUUGAACGAACGAGUCGUGUAAGUCAAGGCUCAGCAAAUCGCAGCUCUAUGUCUGGAAGCGAUACCCCGAUUGGAAGAAUGAGUCGUCGUGUAAGUCAAAAUCCAACAAGCAGUUCUUCAUUGCCUGGAAUUAAUCAAUUAACCAUGGAACGAAGUAUUCAGCAAUUUUCUAACCAUUGCCAGAUGAGUCGUGGAACACAGAAGCGUGUAAGUCGAGAUUCAACAAGCCAGCGUUCAACGUCUGAAAGAUCAACUGCCGAUUCGAUAAUUGUUCUUGAUUUAACUGAGAGCACCAGUGAAAGUGAGAGUGAAACUCCUCGUAAAAGACGUCGCAGUGCUGACGGAGAAUAAGAGUCACCGAAUGAGGAUGAAUCACUCAUUCUAUGGAAAUUCCUCUGAUUAAAACAUUUGUUUCAUCAUAA
This is a messenger RNA of Bradysia coprophila, 1135 nucleotides long. RefSeq lists its product as uncharacterized. The record is from RefSeq and is a predicted model, not a curated record. Lineage: Eukaryota; Metazoa; Arthropoda; Insecta; Diptera; Sciaridae.